Melanaphis sacchari is the source of this 3027-nucleotide messenger RNA. RefSeq names its product DNA N6-methyl adenine demethylase-like. The record is from RefSeq and is a predicted model, not a curated record. Gene Ontology annotation, biological process: regulation of DNA-templated transcription. Bases 298 to 1698 code for a protein of 466 amino acids. NCBI's taxonomy places the organism in Eukaryota, Metazoa, Arthropoda, Insecta, Hemiptera, Aphididae. The transcript has 3 exons. Gene Ontology annotation, molecular function: DNA-binding transcription factor activity.
CAGUCCCUUCUACUCUUCAUGCUUCCUCAUCUACUGUUGAAAGGUCCGAUUGCCAUUAUUAUUUGCAGCAUAUCGGUGGUGCUACACAUUGCAGUAGUAUUCCAGUGACGAUCGAUUUGAUCGAACAGUGCUACGAUCUUUAGGUAUCUGCAACCCCCGGUCAACGGUCUACGCCGACGUGAACUACAUACCACGUAUAUCCAUUACAUACAGACAUUACAGUUCCAUCUUUACUCCGAUCGCGGGUUUUAUAACAACCAUUCGCAUCACAUCCUACGAACUUGAACGACAAAAACAAUGAGUGUGCCAAUGGAAUUGGACGAUUCUGCCACAGAAGCGGCACCACUGGACUUGACCGUGAAGAAGGACAACGGCUGCGCUGUCUCGGCGGCAGCGCCGGUGGAACGUGAUGGGCCAAAGGAAUUAACGGGAGACGUACCGCCAUCGCCACUACCGCCGCUGGAUUUGAGUGCGGGGAGAACGUUAUCGUCGCAGCCACCGCCGUCCGCGAAUGUUGCUCAACGUGCCACCGUGGUGGUGCUAUCGCCGAAGGUGGUCUCAUCGUCGCCGAAGGUGAUCUCAUCGUCGCCGAAGGUGGUUGCAUCGUCUCCACCACUGAAGCCGCAGCCGCAAUGCAAAGCCUACUGGACGCCGGACUCGUCUUCCUCUUCGCAGAUACCCAAACACUUGGCGCCGCUGCACGGGAUAUACGCCGACGCCGCCGCUUAUCGGCACAUGAUCUCGUCCGCAGCUGUCCCCGAGUACAACCCGUUCCUGGCCGUACUUCCGCCGUCCGCCACCACGCAGUUCCACCAUCACGAUCACUUCCAACAGCAACAGCAGCACCUUCACAUCCAGCAACAGCAUCAGCUCCAUCUCCAGCAGCAACUCCAACUGCAGCUGCAGAUGCAGCAACAGCAACAACACCACCAGGAACAACAACAGAAGUUCCAGAAGCAACAACUUCAGCUGCAGGCCGCGUACAGCGUUCUUCCCCCGAUAGACCCCGCGUUGUUGUUGUCCGGUAGCCCAGUGUACGCGGCCACGUCGUCGCCGUCCUCGUCCGAAUCCAACCACUUUCCAUUCAGCGGAUUCGAUUGCAGUUUUUCCAAGCCACCUUACGGUUUCGGUUACCCUUACUACGAGAGGAUGCUGGACGGAAGAGUGACUGGUGGAGCUUAUGGAGGCGUAGACAUUUGCGCCAAUCGGUCUGAUUGUCCGUCGCCCGAAUCGACGACUACCGACGACCAUCAUCACUUCAAUCACCAUCAUCGUCUGCAACAACAGCAACAGCAGCAGCAGCGAGACCUGGACCGAGAGCAUCGCCACAUCAUCAAGGAGUGUGACAUGGACGACAUGGACGACGUGGACCCCGAGGAUGUGGCGGCCAUAUAUAAACAGUCGGAUUUCUUGUCAUUCCGGAAUCGGUACAUAGAAAGCUUGGGGCCGCCGAGGAACUUCGAGAAAAUGAGACGGUCUAACAACAACAACAACAAUGAUGAUCAUCGGUUGAUGCCCGGACAACAGCAGUACGACCAGACGUACGUUAUGAAGCGGCAGAAGAAUAACGAAGCAGCCAAGCGGUCGCGGGACGCCAAACGGCAGAAGUACAUCGAAAACCAGAUUAGCGUCAUGUACCUGACCAAGAAGGUGAGUGAGAUGAAAGACAUUAAGAGACGACUGCUCAAGUCUAUGUGAUGUUCGCUGAGUAGAUGUACUAUUAUUAAAAAUAUGGGUAAUUAUAAUAUUAAUAGUAUAAGCUAGAAAACCAUAUUAUAUAAUGUAUACUUUCGAUAACUGCAGAUGCGAUUUUUGAGUUUUCCAUUUCGAUUUUCAAACCAUGUUUUGUAAUCGCUGUUAAUGUUAUAAAUUAUGUGACUAAAUAUUUUUACUGUAUUAACACUGCCCUGGAUUUCAGUGUUGGACAAAAAAAAAAAUCACCUAUGGUAAAAGUUUAUAAAGGUUGUAUUAUUUGUAUUUUAAGUAUAUUAAUUAUUGAAUUAGCCAAUACCAAUAAAACAUACCUAAGUCAUUAAAAUAUUAUUUUAUUUCACUGCGUAACUAGUGUUCUCAUAGUUAAACUUUACUGUAACAACAUUAAUUGUUACUUAUAAAAUGUUAAUAUUUUAAUAUUGGCAAAUUCAAUGAAUAUAAACUAAUUACAAUUUAUUCAUUUUAAAUUUUAGUAGAAAUCAUUUUAGAAAUUUUAGUACCGAAUACUACUAUAUAGAUUAACGGAAGUCGUACUUGUAAAUAUUAUAGUAAUAUACCUACGCUUUGAAAUAACAUGUUGGAAUGAGAAUUUUUCACAUGUGAAAAAACGGUUAAAGGCUGUUUACUGGUCCGUUUAAAUAGAUAUUAACAUCGAUUUGAACUUUUUUGUAUAACUCUGUAGACAUAAAAAACUUUCGACACGCUACGGUCGCUAAUAAUAUAUGUAAAGUCAUAAAGGCUUACGCGAGUGUAAGACGUCGAUUUUUGUUUGUUUUUUUUUUUAGUUCUUACGGCGAUAUAGCGUGGUUCCUGUCUAGCGCCUUUUUACUAUGAUAAUUUACAUUUACCCAAACUUAAACUUUGGUUUGUUCUUUUAAAUUGUUCGAAAAAAAUAUUUACUCCAUAAAAAAAAUAAUCAAAUUAAUAACAAACAUUUAUUCCGUUCGAAAACGCCAUCUCGAAUAAAAUUACCCCAUAAUUGUGUGUCUAUAAACAAAAAUGAUUGUAUACUAAUAUAAAAUGUUUUGAUUUGUAUUAACUGAUUUAUAUAAAAGCCAGGGGUGUUCGUCAAAACAUCAGUUUCGGUCAAAAAAUGUCUUGGAACAAUAAUAGGGUGGCAAGUGGUGUAUAAGUAUGAUACAAUGGUAAAUUUUGUAAACUGUAAUAUAUUACAUAAUACGUAUUGUUAUAUUAAAAUAAACAGAAUAAUAAGACUGAUGUUUUGUCACACUAUUUGGACGUAUUAUAUUUUUUUUUUGCUAUUUAGAUUUUAAAAUAAAUGUCGCUAUUUAAAAAUUGAUUACAAUAUUUAUA